CCAUAGGAAAACUGUUAUUUAGAAAGAUAUUACUGCAUUUUUUACAUUAAAAAUUUUGCAAAUAAUGCUUAAAUUUAAAUGCAUCAAUCUUUUUGAUUUAAUAUUCUACAGAAAUGCUGAUGACAAAUUCAUGACAUAGAUUAGAUUGUAAGAGAAUGAUUAUAGACCCUAUAUUUAAUACAUAUAGUAUAAUAUUAUAAAGAAUAAGAUACGCUUGCUUUAUUUAAUCAUAACACUUUAAGCAUGUUCAAAUAGGAUUGCAGUAUGUAUAGUAUUUCAUCUUAAAGUGCACAUGUACAAUAUUUAUAAAGGAGACAGAGCAUGAAAUUGUCCCAAAGAAGAAGCAGAAAAAUGUUAUACUGGCUGAAUUUGCUCGUAGGCAGAUAUAAUUUAAUUUUCACAAAAAUGGUAUAUACUAAAUUAAGGAAAUAUGAAUUUAAAAUACAUAGAAGAAAACCAACAAAUGAAAAAACAUAGCAAACUUUUAUAUCGAUAUGGAUAUUUUCUAUCAAUGCUGUUGUGUAUGAUACUUGCCUCUAUUAGACCACACUUUGGCAAAACAAAUGGUAUUUCUACUGUAUUUAUCAUAAGGCAUUUAUAUUGUAAAUUUUUAUCAUAUAUUUUAGGUAUACUUAAUGGGAACAUUAUCAUCCGAUAUUUUGCUGUGCCUUUAACAUAUCUGGAAGCAGGUUUAUUAUGUGAUCCUAAAUCGCUAUAUUCAACAUUAAAUAAUGGUUCCCUUCUAGUAUUUACAAUGAUUUUUAUAUAUAUACUAAUGCCCUUUUUAAUGAAGAUUGGAGUAUAUUUAUUACUUUAUGCUGAUGUUAAUAUAUGGCUGUUAAAGGGAAUGGAGGUACUUUACUGCAUGCCACCUCCAUUCAAUACAAGUUUUGUUCUAUGUCGAUUAGCAAAAGCAGAUUUGUCAACAAGUAUUGUAAUAACAUUAGUUUCUCAUUUUGGAGGGUUAUUUAUAUCCCCUAUAUUAUUAUAUUUUGUGUUAGGAGCAUCUACACCUCCUCUGGUUGGUGUGAACAUUAAAGAAACUAUUUAUAGUACAAUUAUACCAUUACUUAUUGGUAUUGCAAUUCAAAUUAUUAUUUUAAAGUAUGAUUUUUGUUUCAAAGUUAAGUCUCCAUGGUUUUCUCAAGGGCUGUUAUUAGCUACAGCAUAUCACUGGUUUUGUGAUGCUGUUUUAGUGGAUGCAUCAUCAUUACAAGCUACAGAUGUAUUAUUAUGUGUAUUAAUAGCUUGCGUGGGACAACUCUUUGUUAGCUGCUUAUGUUGGAUUUUGUGCUCUCAAUGGUUGCCUCGGGAUAUUGUACUAGCUACACUUUUUACAAGUACUCACAAAUCAGUUGGUCUUGGCAGUUGGAUUUUACGUGGUGCUUAUCAUGGUUCAGCCCAUAGUUCAGCAGUGAACUUACCAUUGUGUGUACUACCGGUUGCACAAUUAUUGUUGGGUAGUUUAUUAGCUAGCUGGUUAUCUCCGUAAUGUAAAAAGUCUUAUGUGACAAACUUAAAUGAUGUUGUAUACAUUUUAUUUUUUGUUUAAAAUUGCAUGCAUAUAGCAUUUAUUUUUUUAAUGUAAUUUAUUUUUAAUUCUCUUAUGGGAUUUUUAAUACAUGUCUCAAUUCAUUGCUCUCUUAAAAUAUAGUACAAAAAGUACAUGUUAUUUUUACAGUAAUUUUGAUUCUGAAAUACUGUACAAUAUUUUGCUUAACAUUAUCGAAGUAUGGAACCAAGAAACAAGUGAUUGUUUUACAUACUACGUUUGCUACAUUGAAAACACACUUCAUAGGAAUGGAGUAAAAACUUUAUUUUCUUCUUGACUGAAUAAAUAAAUUUUUUUUCGUUCUUGUUGAUUCAA
Molecule: messenger RNA, 1867 nt
Organism: Megachile rotundata (alfalfa leafcutting bee)
Lineage: Eukaryota; Metazoa; Arthropoda; Insecta; Hymenoptera; Megachilidae
Product: sodium/bile acid cotransporter 7-B
Cellular component (GO): plasma membrane
Source: RefSeq, a predicted model, not a curated record